UUAAAAUUUAAAUAAGACAGAUUUUUAUACACUUGUUAUAUUAAAAGAUAUAUCGCAUUGGAAGGUAAUACCUAAUGUUACAAUGGAAAAUUUAUUAAGAUUGGAUACAUUUCCGUAUGUUAUGUCAAAGUAAAUUGGAAAUUGCACAUUAGUUUAAAAAUAUAAGUGAGGAAUAUGAAGUAGUCGUCAACCUUAGAUCGGGACAUUAGCAGGGAAGGGUAACUGUACAGAUGACACAUUAUGGGGACUAAGAAUAGAUCUGAUGUGGCAACGAAAGGUCGUAUUAUGAAACAUAUAACGCCAUCUGAAGAUGAGGACAAGCUUCGACUGAACAAUUAUGACAUGGUUCCAAAACUUCCAUCUGUGAAAAUAACACAAAAGCCUCAGCAAGGUCCCCAUCUAUCGGAUUUCUUAGACAAGCAAACCAGUACUAUUGAAAAUAAAAAUGGCGGCAUAAAACUAAAACCUGUGGGAAAGGAAAAAGCAUUUGCAAUUCUUAAACAAUAUAAUACUAUAGUGUCUAAUGAGGUAAACCUCACAGUGAAAAAUUUACCAUCGGUAAAAUUGCCAUUUAAGAAACAACCUCAUCAGCCACCAUUAUUACCAAAGCCAGAUGUGACGCCACGAAAAGUACCAAUUUUUACAGAGGGAAUUAGUUCAUUGAGUAAGACUUCAAAACCCUCAUUUCUUGUUCCAAAAGAUAAAGUUCUACGAGCAAAUUUACCAAAUAAUAUAGUUGUCGCUCAUAAGAAAGAUAACUAUUCCUUCGGAGUAAAGUUACCUAAAAGGAAAUCUCCGAUACAUGUUGAAGAGAGUUCGAAGUUCAAACAAAUGCAUAAUUUAGGAUUAGAUAGUCUUCCAAUUGUAAAUUUGGAAAAGUUUAUGAAAACAAAAAAGGAUGCUGUUGAUGGUGCCAGGGGUUUAAAACCAAUACCAAAUGGUAAUAAAAGGAAUAAACCAAGAAGAUUAGAUCCAAUUUCAUCAGAUGUAAAUCUUAAACCAUCUAUAGAGUCGUCGCGAUCCUAUGAUUGGACUUUAGAUAGAAAGAAAGCGAAUCGGUGGAAAGAUCAAAAUUCAGCAAAAUCGGAAGGAAAAGCUAAUGUUGUAUGGAUUGGGAAAAGUUUAAAUUUCGGUUCCUCAUCGAACAGAAAUCGAAUACUAAAACAAAUGUAUCCACAAGAAGACGGAAACUUCAAAACAAAGCAAGGGGACGAAUUAAAUCGCCUGAAAUUUCAAAAUCGUGAUCCUUCAAUGUAUGGAGUGUGUUCAUUAGCACCAAUUGAUGUCAUCGGACAGUCUACAAGACUGUUCACAGAUGUCCCUUUUAGGGAAAAGUAUAAAAGUUUUCCAAAGCAUCACACAAAAAGCAAUGUACGUGAAUAUUACUUCGAAACAGAUUCAGAAAGUUCGUUAAACGAGGAUUGGAAAAAUAUGAUCAACAAUGCCAUAACAAACAGAAGUUCGUCUGCCGAGAGUGGCACGGUCACUCCGCGUGCAGUUCCGAAUCCUCCACCUUCAUAUGUAUCAAGUACACACGAUGAAGAAGAAGCAUUGAUACCGUUAGAAAUUUCUAAAACAAUGCAUCGAAUUCAAGAAGAAAGGUCAAGUUUAAUGAUGGAUUCCGCAUCGAAUCGUGUUCAGCAAACAUUUAGUGCAGGUUCACGUCAACUGCAAACCGGAAUGUCACCGGCUCCAGUAAUAACAAUAAAUAAUGCAUCGUUGGAGGAAGAAGAACCGCCAAAACAAAUUGCAUCUACUACACCAAGGAAAAGCAAGGAACCAAUGAUCAGUAGUGUAGUGGAUCUUAAGUUUGACCACAAGCAUUUAAAUGUGCCAAAAUUCAUUGAUUCUGAACGCAGACCACCUGUUAAAUUAGACGUGGAAUCAAAUUCCCAAUCGCAAUCGCAUAGUUCUUCGGAUCCCGUAAAAUCUAAAACGGUAUCGACAGUUUCAGACAAUCACAAAUUGAACAUAACUACAUUGCAACUUAUAACAACAAAUGAGAGGAAUUCGCCUGUACCACCAUUUAAUUCAUUUCUGUCUGAUGCAGAAACAGCAGGAUUUACGCCACGAAACACAUACACAAAUGUCAAACUAGACAGUGGCAAUGACGAAACAUUCAAGCAUUUAACGGUUAACAAUAAAACGUUACAAUUUAUUUCACCAUUGCAAGUUCAGUCAAAUGCUAAGCGACAAUAGUCAUGUUAAUUUUGUUAUUGUUGAUGUUUAAUUUCUGUUGUAAAAUUAUCUGAUGUAAUUAUACGAAAAGUAUGUCCUACACAA
Molecule: messenger RNA, 2283 nt
Organism: Mytilus californianus (California mussel)
Lineage: Eukaryota; Metazoa; Mollusca; Bivalvia; Mytilida; Mytilidae
Exons: 3
Coding region: 241-2199 (652 amino acids)
Source: RefSeq, a predicted model, not a curated record